Molecule: messenger RNA, 1050 nt
Organism: Dipodomys ordii (Ord's kangaroo rat)
Lineage: Eukaryota; Metazoa; Chordata; Mammalia; Rodentia; Heteromyidae
Product: histone deacetylase 8-like
Exons: 6
Coding region: 199-1050 (283 amino acids)
Molecular function (GO): histone deacetylase activity
Source: RefSeq, a predicted model, not a curated record
UUUGACCGUAUUUAUUUCUGUCAUAAUAAGCCGGUCCUAACUGGCAGUUAUUUGGGCAUUUUCCUUUAUCUGCCAAGCCUUCUUUCUUUGAGGUGCUGUCACUGAGACGGGUUCUUCUGUCCUGAGAAGGCCCAACCAUCGCCACAAUUGGCUGAGGAGCAGGGGCAGUGUCUCCCGCGGUCUCAAGAAUAGGAGGGAAUGUUGACCGGGGAGCACCGCUGCGGCCAAUCUGGGGAGCAGGAACCGGAGCUCAGGCUGGGUCUGAAGGCAGUAGAAUCCAGACCUUGCCUCAGAAGCGGUGGGAAGCGGAAGAUGGACAAACCACAGUCCCAAGGAAAGGGUGGGAAGCCGCUGCGCCCUGUUUACAUUUACAGUCCGGAGUAUGUCAGCGUGUGCGACUCCCUGACCAAGGUUCCCAAGCGGGCCAGUAUGGUCCAUUCUCUGAUUGAAGCAUAUGCACUGCAUAAGCACAUGAGGAUAGAGAAGCCCAAAGUGGCCUCCAUGGAGGAGAUGGCCACCUUUUACACUGAUGCCUACCUACAGCAUCUCCAGAAGAUCAGCCAAGAAGGGGACGAGGAUCAUCCCGACUCCAUAGAAUAUGGACUAGGUUACAAUUGCCCAGCCACUGAAGGGAUAUUUGAAUUUGCUGCAGCAGUAGGAGGGGCUACAAUCACAGCUGCCCAGUGCCUGAUUGAUGGGAUAUGUAAAGUAGCAAUUAACUGGGCCGGAGGGUGGCAUCAUGCAAACAAUCUUCAAGUAUGUAAUGUGUCCCAGGUAGUGAAUCCAGGUAUUGAAUAUACAAAGACAGAACACGCUGGCACCUCUCCUUCACUUAGGAAGCUUAGAGUCAGCCAGGAGAGAGUGACAUAUAAACUAGCACACCAGCAUGAGAUUGGAAACAAUGGGGAGCUAAUGAAUGUUCUGAAGAGUGGCAUGGUCAGAGCUGCAUACAAAUGUUUCAUUAUGAUGGCUGUGUUUGCCCCUCCUAGAAAACAAGCUCCAGGGGACACAUGUUUGGUCUCAGUGCUUAGAACAGAAAACAUGCAGUAG